Molecule: messenger RNA, 1245 nt
Organism: Cyanidioschyzon merolae strain 10D
Lineage: Eukaryota; Rhodophyta; Bangiophyceae; Cyanidiales; Cyanidiaceae
Exons: 1
Coding region: 1-1245 (414 amino acids)
Cellular component (GO): mitochondrial matrix
Molecular function (GO): protein binding
Source: RefSeq, a predicted model, not a curated record
AUGCAAUCGAAUGAGGGGUUUCCGCGGAUUCGACACUUAUUCGCUCGGGUAGCAACACCGCGAAGGCCGCGACGUGCGCUCGUCCUGGUCCGUGGCCCCGACACAACCCCGUUUCUGCACGGUCUCUGCACCGCGCACUUGACACGCUAUGCGAACGAGCAGGGACCGGUUUGUACGAGCACUUGCUUUCUUGAUAGACGUGGCAGAAUGCUUUUUGAAGCCCUGGUAUGGAUUCACGGCCCGGAGCGCGUGUACUUGGACAUCGACGGGCGAGUCGUGGGGCUCGCACUCCGCCACUUGACGUUGCACCGAAUGCGAGCGCGCGUUGCAUGGGAACACCUGCCUGCGACGCUGUAUGUGGAAGCUUUCGCACACCAGGGGAGCGGUUCAAACACGGAUACUCGUUCUGGGACAGUGAAACAGGUUGAAACUCGUGUUUCCGCUGCCGGUCACGAGGAGAUGCAUGCGAUCGACCCGCGCUCCCCCGUGCUGGGUAUGCGCCGCUGGCAGUGCUUAACGUCGUCGACACCAGCUUGCACAACGAUGCCUGGAACUGGCCAACACAAGCGUUGUUAUCAUUCAUACUGGCUUGCCGAGGCACAUCGCGUGCUCCAUGCGAUUCCGCAGGGCAUUCAGGACGUGGUCCCGGGCCAGUCGUUACCGCUCGAAUGUAACUUUGAACAGCUUGGAGCGAUCGCUUUCGACAAGGGCUGCUAUCUCGGACAAGAGUUAACCGCUCGCACCCAUUACACGGGUGUGAUUCGCAAACGCACCGUUGCAGGCAUUCUGUCUCCGGAUGCAACCGACGCCCUACAGCGUGCCGAGGCGGCUGCCGCUUUUUUGCAGCGACCUCCAGACGCGACGUUGCCACCCGAACUGGCGCUCCUGUUCCCAAGCGAGGUGCUCGCAUGGCCAGGUCCCGCUCUGAAACAGCAGCUGCUCAGGGUCGAAAGCGAUACCGUCGAGCGGCCGCAACUUGAACCGGUUGCAUCAGCAGCAACCCAGAAGCGGAGCGUGGCCACUCUCGGGACGAUUAUCGCAAACCUGGCAACAGCACUGGUGCCGUUAGCGGACACCGACCUCCAUGCAGCCGUUCCGGGAACACAGCGCUUGCUGCGGGUCUCUGGUCGAAGUCCAGCCAGCAUCGCGAACUGGUACUUUGCCUGGUGGAUACCACCGUACCUCCAGGCGAUCGCGUCAUCGACCAGCGUCUCGCCGGUUUCGUCUGCUACCCAGGAGAGCUGA